AUGACUACUGAACUACCACCACAAUAUACCAGUGCUUCCAAUGACCUGCGUUCCGACACUUUCACCACUCCUACCAGGAAGAUGAAGGAGGCUGCUCUGGAGGCUUCUAUUGGUGACGCUGUCUACAACGAGGACGUCGACACCAUCCGUCUCGAGCAGCACGUCGCAAAGCUGGCCGGUAUGGAGGCCGGUCUGUUCUGUGUCUCCGGUACGCUGUCCAACCAAAUCGCUCUGAGAGCGCACUUGUACCAGCCACCUUACUCCAUCCUGUGCGACUACAGAGCGCACGUCUACACACACGAGGCAGCUGGUCUGGCCAUCCUGUCCCAAGCCAUGGUCGUCCCAGUGAUCCCAUCCAAUGGCAACUACAUGACCCUCGAGGACAUCAAGAGCCACUAUGUCCCAGACGAUGGUGACAUCCACGGUGCCCCAACCAAGGUCAUCUCCCUGGAGAACACCUUGCAUGGUAUCAUCUACCCGCUAGAAGAACUGGUCCGCAUCAAGGCCUGGUGUAUGGAGAACGGCCUCAAGCUGCACUGUGACGGUGCCCGUAUCUGGAACGCAGCCGCUGAGUCCGGUGUCCCACUGAAACAGUUCGGUGAACUCUUCGACUCCAUCUCCAUCUGCCUGUCAAAGUCCAUGGGUGCCCCAAUGGGCUCCAUCCUGGUCGGUAACACCAAGUUCAUCAAGAAGUGUAACCACUUCAGAAAGCAGCAAGGUGGUGGUGUAAGACAAUCAGGUAUGCUAUCCAGAAUGGCCCUCUGCAACAUCGACGCCGACUGGAAGUCAAACCUACUGUACUCCCACAGACUAGCCCACAACUUGGCAGACUUCUGUAAAGAAAAGGGUAUCCCUCUCGAGUCCCCAGCCGACACUAACUUCGUCUUCGUCGACUUGAGAGCAGCAAAGAUGAACCCUGACGUCCUGGUUAAGAAAGGUCUGAAAUACGGUGUAAAGCUGAUGGGUGGUAGAAUCUCCUUCCACUACCAAGUCUCAGAAGAAUCCUUGGAAAAGGUAAAACUGGCUUUGCUCGAAGCCUUCGAAUACUCUAAGGAACACCCAUUCGAUGAAAACGGAGCUACUAAGAUCUACCGUAGUGCCUCCACCGAAGUCGACAUCGAAGGUAACGCUAUCCAAGAGAUCAAGACUUACAAGUACUAA
Messenger RNA from Nakaseomyces glabratus, 1161 nucleotides. It is a transcript of the gene GLY1, whose product is annotated as threonine aldolase GLY1. The record is from RefSeq and is a predicted model, not a curated record. Gene Ontology annotation, cellular component: cytosol. Gene Ontology annotation, molecular function: L-allo-threonine aldolase activity. Gene Ontology annotation, biological process: L-threonine catabolic process; glycine biosynthetic process. NCBI's taxonomy places the organism in Eukaryota, Fungi, Ascomycota, Saccharomycetes, Saccharomycetales, Saccharomycetaceae.